Messenger RNA from Rosa rugosa (rugosa rose), 1802 nucleotides. RefSeq names its product chloroplast envelope membrane protein. NCBI's taxonomy places the organism in Eukaryota, Viridiplantae, Streptophyta, Magnoliopsida, Rosales, Rosaceae. The coding region runs from base 128 to 1396 and encodes 422 amino acids. Gene Ontology annotation, cellular component: membrane. The transcript has 7 exons. The record is from RefSeq and is a predicted model, not a curated record.
CACUCUGGGCGAAGAGGUGUUUCCCAACCAAGAACGUUGGUUUUGGUCUGAGACUCUUCUCUCCUUGAUGUUCAUGUUGGAUUGUUUUGGUGCUUGGAGAAUCUGAAAAUGUGGGGUUAUAUUAAUCAUGUUGUCCAUGGUCUUAUGCGAGAACUUCAUCUUUGUUAACAACCACAACAAGCAGACUUUGUUUUCGCACAAAAUUGAUUCGCAGUCGAGACUCGCAGCCGCCGCAGCAGUUGAGGUGGGUCGAGGAGGAGGAGGACGGAGGUGCAGUGGGUUCGUUGCCAAUGCCGGAAAGAGAAAACGGAAAUGGUGGCAGAGCUUCUUCUUCGACGAGGAAGGUAAUUGGCUUGGUUUGAAAGACGAUGACAUGCUGGCCGCGGAGGAGGAGGAGGAGGACUUGGAUUCCAAUUCCUACUCGGAAGCUGAGAAAUUUGAGGCGUGGAAGACAAGGGCCGAAGCAAUCGUGGAUUUGAGGGAAGCACAGCAGGAUAUGAGCAACGAGGAGAAUCGCAAGUGGGAGGAUUGGCUUGCUGCGGAUUCGAACUCGUCUCCGUCAUCCUCGUCCUGGGAAUACAUGCAGUCUGAUAUUCCUACCGAAACUGAAGCCGAAAAGGGGGUGCUUUACUCUCUCACCGAUUCCCUUCUUGGAAGGGAAGAUGAUGAUGACCUGCUCUACGAAGACCGUGUGUUCCGUUACGCCUCCCUCAAUUCGGCUAAAUUUUUGGCGGUUUUAAUAAUUAUACCCUGCGCCUUGGAUUUUGUGGUUCACGACUAUGUUUUGAUGCCCUUUCUGGACAGAUAUGUGAAGACCGUGCCACUUGCAGCAGAGGUGCUGGAUGUCAGAAGAAAUCAAAAGCUUCAAAUGGUUGAUGAAUUAAAAAUUGAGAGAGCAAGAUUUCAGCUUGAGAUGGAAAUUGGUAAAGCUCCACCACUUUCUGAUGAGGAGGUCUGGUGGGAGUUGCGGCAUAAAGCAUUAGAGCUGAGAGAUGAAUGGAGAUUUGAAAAUCGUAGAGCAUUUGCCAACAUAUGGUCCGAUAUGUUAUUUGGGAUCUCAUUAUUCGUUCUUUUAUACUGCAACCAGAGUAAAGUAGCUUUGCUGAAAUUUACAGGUUAUAAGAUAAUAAAUAAUAUUUCAGAUACUGGGAAGGCAUUCUUAAUUAUACUCAUCACAGAUAUUUUUUUAGGGUAUCAUUCUGAGUCUGGUUGGCAGACUUUGAUAGAAAUUUUUGUUGAGCAUUAUGGGCUUCAGGUUGAUCAAUCAGUUAUAACCAUUUUUAUCUGCUUGAUUCCAGUUAUCAUUGACGCAUGCGUGAAACUUUGGCUGUUUAAGUUCCUUCCAAGAUUAUCCCCGAAGGUGGCAAACAUAUUCCGGGAGAUGCAGCGUCACUAGUAAAAUCUUUCUCAGGUUUUCACUGACUUCUGAGAGAGAAUUCUCAGGAAGGUAGCAUGCCACUAAGAUUACUUCAUUUUCUAUAUUCUUUUAGCGUAUAGAGGUUUAUCUGGUUUUGUAAAUGUUAUUGAUAAACGUUGGUGAAUACUCUGUGAGCUUAUACGACAUUGUAGUUGUUGGGAUGCCAUUCAUUCGGGUAAGUGUAUUGUAAACACAAAAAGAUCUCAGUACGAUCAAAUUUUAAGGAGGCGUGGCAGAAGGUAAAAGAGAUCGUCUACUGAAGUGAGAUGUGAUUGUUCAGCCAAGGAGAAAGGAGGCUUUAGGGGUGGGGAAUUUCUGUCAUUUAUCCCCUGCCUUCAAUUUUCGUCAUUUUUAUUUAGCAAGCCCAGUCAAAUUUUUUGUUGAA